Nomia melanderi (Alkali bee) is the source of this 763-nucleotide messenger RNA. It is a transcript of the gene mRpS18A, whose product is annotated as mitochondrial ribosomal protein S18A. The record is from RefSeq and is a predicted model, not a curated record. Gene Ontology annotation, biological process: mitochondrial translation. Gene Ontology annotation, cellular component: ribosome; mitochondrial small ribosomal subunit. NCBI's taxonomy places the organism in Eukaryota, Metazoa, Arthropoda, Insecta, Hymenoptera, Halictidae. Gene Ontology annotation, molecular function: small ribosomal subunit rRNA binding; structural constituent of ribosome.
AAAAUUCAUAAACAUUUAAACUGGGAGUCCCAUAUGUUCAUAUGAUACUGUUAGGCAUAAACAAAUACAACAUGCUCCAUUUACAAAGUACAAAAUGUACAUAUAAUUAUCAAUAACUUUUGUAAUAAUUGGUAAUUUAUAAUAACUUCUUUAGUUUGUAAUACAGUAAAUAAUAAUCAAUUCGAUACCUAGUUCUUCUUUGUAGUCAGCAAAAUGGCUGGAUUGUUUAGAUUCGUUAAAAGUAUAACAACUAUACAAUUACCGGUACAAAACAGGAAUGUAUCGUUAUCUGCGACAUCGUAUCUUAAAGAAAUUAUCGAGAAAAGGGAAGGGAAUACAAUAACAUAUGAGGGAAUUAUAAAACCUGACGAAAAUGAUAAACGAUUUCUAAAACCUAAAGGAAAUGCCUGUCCUGUGUGUUCCUCUGGUCUUGACAUUAAACAUACAGAUGUCCUUAUACUUAGUCAGUUCGUAAGAUCGAACGGUAACAUGUUACCACGUAGAAUCACUGGUCUGUGCAAAGUACAACAGAAAAGAAUAACCACAAUGGUUGUGAUGGCUCAGAAAGCUGGAUUAAUGCCAAAUUUAGCUCCACGAAAUUCUAAGAACGAUCCUACCAGAAGGUACCAAUGGAAGAAGUAUAAUACGUACUAUGACGAGGAAACUAUUAAACAGAGAUAUUGGUUGAAUUAAUUCUAUAAUUAUAUGUAAUAAAUAUGAAUGAUAAAAGAAGUAAUAAACACAUGUUUCGUUGGUUAUUGAA